UGCUGCUGCUGCUGCUGCAGACGAGCAGCCGAAGGGAAUUCGUUGGAAGCGACGGGGAGCACUUCGAUGAGCGGCGAUCCUCGCGAUGUCAGGCAACUUGACCGCGACUCUGCUCAACACCACGAUGCUCCUCGUCCAAGUCACCUACGUCGGUGACUUCACGUGCUACCACAAGAAGCAUUUGUCGUUCCAGCCGGGCGUCGCCUCCAGCGAGUACUGCAGGCUCAUCUGCUCCAACAUGGCGAGGGACGCGCUGGCGACCGGCUUCCGCGGCAGCUUCGCGCUCGACAUCUCCCGCGUUGUCAAUCUGUCGGAGGUCUUCUGCAUGAUCGAUGGCGGCAAAGAAACAUAUUUGAACACGGUGCCCCUGGCCACGCCACCGCCGCGAGCGCAAGAGCACAGCACCCUGGUCACCUCGCCGCCGCUAACCAGGAGCGCCUGGACCGGGGAGAACACUGCAACAUCGCUGCUGUUGCCUAUCUGUGGCCUUCUCUGCCUGCUGGGGGCGAUCUACUGGAUCAGGAGGAUGAAGAGGAGGAGCAGGAGGAGGCGAGAGGCAGCGCAGGAUGGAGACGGCGUAGAGCUGGCGGAACGGAUCAUUGUCGGCGAGGAGCUGGCGAUCCACGUUACGGGAGAAGCGGUCGUGAACGUCACCAUGGGAACCGUGGGCCCCGUGGCUAACGGGACAACGGCGGGCACCAUCGCCACCCCGGGAACCCCGGGCGCCGUGGCCGUCGGGGCGAGGGCAGUGCCCACGCGCGUGGAUGCGUCAACCUCCACGGACGACGUCGUGGCGCGAGGGGGCGACUCCUAGGGGGCCGCUGGGCAGGGAGGGGGGGAGAGGACCCCCGAGGCUACGGAGCCGCCUCGAGCUGUGCUGUGAUCGGACCUCGCGGCUCAAAGAGUCGCCGAUGCUCGGGGACGGAAGCAAGAGAGCGUGGCGCCCAAAGCGGCUGGAUUUCUGAGAAAUGAUCGGGCCGAGCCAAACACCGGACUGAAUCGCAAUCACUGAUGCACACGGAAGAGCCGAUCGGCGUCCAAAGACAAUUGAUCGCUCAUCUGAUAUCUGUUCUGCACCGGUGUCACCUCACUCUGCUCCCCGCGUGCACCUCGCUGGUCCCGCUCCGUCCCGCCGCACGGCAUUCCCCCCUUCUCGUUUCACGACGUCCCCCCUCCCCUCCUCGCCAGCGGCUCGGCACCCAACACGGGGCGUGGUGGGGGGCGGAGAGCGGCGGCGGCGGCGGCGGCAAAUCGUACGGCGCUCCGCCGCCACUGAGCUCCGGCUUACAGGAUGGAACCUGGGUUAGACUCUGGAGCGGGGUGCGUUGUUGUCAUUGUUGUCGUCGUUGUUGUUGUGGUGGUAGUGGUAGCGGUGAACUUGGAUUGUCCCAGCCGUUGGCAGCCGCUGGUGACAGGGCCCCAAAAAAUCCAGCAACAUUGUCUGCGAUUCCUGGCAGGAGUAGUGGUGGUUGGGUUUCUGCGUAAACGACUGUGACGUUGCCGUGCCACGAUUCGUGCAUGCUACUAGAGUCGUGCGUUGGGCUCGGAACUCCCCCGCGUCUACCCUAGCGACGGGGUUCUCGUCUACAAACGUCGUUCACCGGCUUUGGCUCAGGCGAGCCUGACUCACGAGGCACGCACGGCCGACGAGGAAGCCGCGUGUCGGGUGGAAAUCGUCUCUGGAGAUGCCCCCUGGGGUGCGUGUUGGGCGCUUUGCCAAACGCGAAUCGUUGUUGUCAUUGACUCGAGGUUGCCUCAUGUCGUCACACCCGCUGUAGGUGUCCCUCAGGGGUCCGUCCUGCGUCCUUGGCCUUUCUCAAUCGACAUCUUUGCCUCAUUGACGGUCACGGCAUAAACCAUGGGCAUCAAACUGUCCAGGCUAUCAGCUAUUCAGCCAAUCACCCGUCCAGCCUCUCACCCGUCCAGGCCCUCACCUGGUUCAGGCUCUCACCUGGUCCAGGCCCUCACCUGGAUCAGGUUGGCAUCUGAGAGACUUUGAGCUCUGGCUCUGCGUCUCUGAUCCCUCGAUCGAAUGUUGGGGUCCCAUCCGUGAAACACGUGCGUGUUGUUAAAUGUGUCGAUAUUAUUCCAAAUGUCGUCUGCUUAUUUAUUACUUGACUUAAGUCGAUCAACCUACGAGUCCCGAACUAUGACCGCGUGUACGUAAACUUGGUCUUAGGCUCUCUGCCGUUCUUACUUUACUUAAUGUUUAAUAUCAUUAUUAUUACUGCCACUACUAAUGCGUUGCAAUUGUUAGAACACAAAGAGGCAAUGCGGUACAGGUCGUGGAGAGUGUGGGGGGAAUGGUCCACAUCCCUGGCCACUCGUGAACAACCAGGAGUAGUGAACAAGCAAGGCGCUCUUCCCCCUCCAACCCAGCUUAAAUAGACGCUCCAAGCCUGGGGUUGUUUCAUUCAGACGCUGUCUUCUCGACAGACCUUUUCUUCACCUGAAGACGGCUGCGAGCGUUGUGGCCGAAACUUCGUGAGAAUUAUUUUAUUAUGUUGUUAUUUUUAUUAUUUUAUUAUUUCCAUUCUACGUGGCUUUACCGAAAGAACCAAGAAGAUGAAUGCCUGCAGUCACGAAAGCUUUAAAACAAAAGUCACCGUUGCCAAUUGCUCUAGCGGCAGUAGCAGCAGCAGCAGGAGCAGCACCGCUCCCCUUCACGCUGAAAAGGCGGCAGGGCCUCUGUUGACCGAGCACCUUUGAGACCCCAGGGAGACGUUCCCUGCCUGGGGGGAGGUGGAGAGAGCGGUGGCGCAGCGGUUAGCGCGACGCUGCGCUCCGAACCCGGCGACACGAGUGCAGACACCCCGCUCGCGGCCAACAACCGGCGAUGAUUACUAUCCAAACCGGUCUUGGGCCUCCCCUAGGUCGACUCGGCCUCAAAUGAGUAGCUGGUGCGAUCUGAUCAAAAAAACAUCGUCGCUGGGGAGACAAAGGCGGGUCGGGCGUGGUGCUGGCCACCUAUCCCCCUCGUGUGCCGUGCCGGCCUUCGUAGGUGCUGCUCGCUACUAACGGCACUUGCCCCAACAGUCUGUCACAGGCUAUACGGGUGAUCUUUGUCUUUGCUGUUAAUGUAUGGCCUCUGCCAAAGGUAUCUGAAAAUCCCGUUCAACCCUUGCUCAGGACGAGAUCUCCCACCUAUUGUGAAGGGGGGGGGGGUGUUUGAAAAACACGAAUAUGUUUUACCCUUCCUGGCAAUAACACAGGAGGUGUUAGGAUGUUCAAACGCCGUUCUCUGGUCUGAGUUAGCUGCUCAACCCGAGCUGUGAAUGCUCUGAUUCGUGCGGCAUUUCCCUUGUCCUGUUCGUCGUUUAGCUUCUCUCGUCUGACGCUGGUGAGACGAGGCCAUCAAUGCGGCUGCUGGCUCUGGUGUAGGCCAAUCAGUUUCAAAGUCGAUGCAUUCCUUGUCAUCAGAGCCGGUUUGUCUGCAUGUCCACCACAAGGUCUGUGUGUGGGGAAUGCAGACUUGACUUGAUUCCUCGCCAAAGCUACAAUCUAAUUGCUGUUUGAACAUCUUAACACAACUCGUGUUUAAUUGCCCGAAAGUGUGGACGUCUGUUCUUAUUUUUCUUCACACUUUGAUACUUGGCCAAAACAAAAUAAGAAACAUGCCCUUUGAGAAUGUGAAUGUCAGCCAAGGCCAAGAGAGGGCUCCCAUAACAACUCGCCGCUGACAUCAGACCCCGAAACACGCCUCGAAGCCAAGCUCCACAAACUUGCGUUUCAGUGUUAAUUCAAGCGAACCGCCUUCCAACUAAAUCCAAGAGAUAUUUACGCGAUCUAACCCCCCCCCCCAAAAAAAAACCCCGAUAUUGUUGAUAAUAUUGGUCGCGAACGCCUGCGUGUUGAACUCAAUCAAAGAGAGUCUUCAAUGACUCAACACAACAUCUGCGUGUGCGUGUGCGUGGUUUUUGUCCCCCCGCUGAAAUCGACUUCUACUCGCUAGAUUCGAAGCUUUCGUGACUGCAGGAAUUACUCUUCUUACUCGACUUCUGCUUUCUGAGUUUCGUUUUUUUUUAAAUAACCGGCGCGCGCUGCCGCGACCGUGCGACGCGCGUGGCUGGGUAAUAAAAAAAAACAACGCGACACAAACGCACAAACGGAGCCGUGAGAUCGUCGACGAAAGAUGUGGAGACGGAAAAAAAAGCUGGAGGACUUCGAAGGGAAUAAAGAAUAAGAGAGCCCGCGGCGGAGAGACGGAGAGAGAGGAGGGAUCCGCGGAUUCGUUUUGGGUUUUUUUGUGUUCAUGCAAACCGCCCCCCGGCUCGAUCCCAGGGAGGAAACGGGGCGAGCUCGGCUCUUCCGAGCGCCAACAAUAAAACGGCGCUGCUCCGACAACGCCGUUGUGCACCGGGGGGUUGGGACAAACGUGACACCGCCAAUUACUCGACUGGUGGCACGCACACACCACGCACA
This is a messenger RNA of Lethenteron reissneri (Far Eastern brook lamprey), 4422 nucleotides long. RefSeq lists its product as uncharacterized. NCBI's taxonomy places the organism in Eukaryota, Metazoa, Chordata, Hyperoartia, Petromyzontiformes, Petromyzontidae. The record is from RefSeq and is a predicted model, not a curated record.